GUUAAAAAGUCGUAUUAUCUCAGGGAAGGAGUAGCCUAUUGUGGGUUUCUUGGAGCAGCAGCUAAACCCAAUAAUGAGCAGAUGAUACCAGUUGAAACAGUGUGUGGCAGACAUCAUCACAGUGGCAACACCGCGCAAGCAACAUCAAAGAGCAGGGGACUUCUAUGUUGCUAAGUCAUCAGGAAACAUGCCUAGUAUCUCAGCUGCCAGAGUGGCUGCAAUUUCUACAUAGAUCUUUAUAGAUCUUGUAGCCAUGUCUGUCAGUGCAACAGAGAGUGAUCCUCCUAGAUUCUUCGUGGGUGGAGAAGAUGGGGAAGAAUUAUUGGAUUCAGCCAGAUCUACAGAUUACGAACACUUCUAUGACCAUGGGGAAGAAGAGGAGGAAGAGUAUGAUUCUCCACCAGAAAGACAAAUUGCAGUUGGGAUUUGUUCAAUGGCUAAGAAAUCUAAGUCCAAACCAAUGAAAGAAAUUCUUGAACGCCUCUCCAUGUUUAAGUACAUAACUGUGGUAAUAUUUGAAGAGGAUGUUAUUUUGAAUGAGCCAGUAGAAAACUGGCCUUUAUGUGACUGUCUCAUUUCUUUUCAUUCUAAAGGAUUUCCACUGGACAAAGCAGUUGCCUAUGCAAAACUCAGGAAUCCGUUCAUAAUCAAUGACUUAAAUAUGCAGUAUCAUAUACAAGACAGGAGAGAAGUAUACAGCAUUCUUAAAGCUGAAGGCAUUUUACUUCCUCGCUAUGCAGUUCUGAACCGUGAUCCAAACAAUCCCCAAGAAUGCAACUUGAUUGAAGGAGAAGAUCAUGUGGAAGUGAAUGGAGAAAUUUUCCAAAAGCCGUUUGUAGAAAAGCCAGUUAGUGCUGAGGACCAUAAUGUUUACAUUUAUUAUCCAACAUCUGCUGGGGGUGGAAGCCAGAGGCUCUUUCGAAAGAUUGGCAGCAGAAGCAGUGUUUAUUCCCCUGAAAGCAGUGUGAGGAAAACAGGCUCCUAUAUUUAUGAGGAAUUCAUGCCUACAGAUGGCACUGAUGUGAAGGUGUACACAGUAGGUCCAGACUAUGCUCAUGCUGAAGCCCGGAAGUCUCCAGCUCUGGAUGGCAAGGUAGAACGAGAUAGUGAAGGAAAAGAAGUGAGGUAUCCAGUCAUCCUGAAUGCAAGGGAGAAGUUAAUUGCUUGGAAAGUAUGCCUUGCCUUUAAACAGACAGUUUGUGGCUUUGAUUUGCUGCGUGCUAACGGACAGUCCUAUGUCUGUGAUGUGAAUGGCUUCAGUUUUGUGAAAAAUUCCAUGAAAUACUAUGAUGAUUGCGCUAAGAUUCUGGGAAAUAUCAUAAUGAGAGAACUUGCUCCCCAGUUUCAGAUACCAUGGUCGAUUCCUUUGGAAGCUGAAGACAUCCCUAUUGUGCCAACCACCUCUGGCACAAUGAUGGAGCUUAGAUGUGUUAUAGCUGUAAUACGCCAUGGGGACCGAACACCAAAACAAAAAAUGAAAAUGGAAGUAAAACAUCAGAAGUUUUUUGAUCUGUUUGAAAAAUGUGAUGGAUAUAAAUCUGGAAAACUAAAACUGAAAAAACCAAAACAGUUGCAGGAAGUGCUUGAUAUAGCAAGACAACUCCUUGUAGAACUUGGGCAAAACAAUGAUUCUGAAAUUGAAGAAAGUAAAGCAAAACUUGAACAGCUAAAGACUGUGUUAGAAAUGUAUGGGCAUUUUUCAGGCAUAAAUCGCAAAGUUCAGUUAACAUAUCUCCCUCAUGGUUGCCCAAAGACUUCCAGUGAAGAAGAAGAUAAUAGAAGAAAUGAGCCAUCCCUGCUUCUGGUUCUAAAGUGGGGAGGAGAAUUGACCCCUGCAGGCAGGGUUCAAGCAGAGGAGCUUGGAAGGGCUUUCAGGUGUAUGUAUCCAGGUGGACAAG
Molecule: messenger RNA, 1898 nt
Organism: Pterocles gutturalis (yellow-throated sandgrouse)
Lineage: Eukaryota; Metazoa; Chordata; Aves; Pterocliformes; Pteroclidae
Product: inositol hexakisphosphate and diphosphoinositol-pentakisphosphate kinase 2
Exons: 14
Biological process (GO): inositol phosphate biosynthetic process; inositol metabolic process
Cellular component (GO): cytosol
Molecular function (GO): 5-diphosphoinositol pentakisphosphate 1-kinase activity; inositol hexakisphosphate kinase activity; diphosphoinositol pentakisphosphate kinase activity
Source: RefSeq, a predicted model, not a curated record